GUCCGUUUUGCACCUUUCGUUUGAAAAAAAAUAAAAGCCGGCCACGUGAGUUUUCUGGGCCGGGAGAAACGCUGGGAGCGGCUUGUGAGGGGCGAAAUGACCUCAAAGAGACAUCCCACAUCAUUUCCUUUCUGGGGAAAAGAGGAGCCUGUCGCAAUGCAACAAAUUCAGAGACCAAUGACUUUCAAGGAUGUGGCCAUUUAUUUCACCAAGGAGGAAAUGGCUCUGCUGGAUUUGGGCCAGAGAGCUCUGUACGCCGAGGUCAUGUGGGAGAAUUACGUGAUUGUGGUCUCCCUGGCGAGCACAGGCAGGUGCCCGGAAGAGACCCAGGUAGAGGAAAUGCAAGAGGAGGAGGCAGCAGAUGAGGAGUUUUUCGGGGAGGAGAGCCCCUUUGAAGAAGGACAAGAAAGGCAGCACAUCCUGCUACAACCUGUGGUAUCCUGUCUUGUUACAUCUCGGUCUUCACCUGUACCAGGACCAUCUUGGCAACUGGAGCCCACCUUCCUCGAAUCUGGCCAGCCAACCCCGUUCAGACAUGCCCAGACUGUCAUCCAUGAACCCACCCGGCAGGAACUAUCUGGAGAAGGGCCUAGCGGACCAGAAGGGGCCGCAGAUGUGCUCUCCUCUAUAGCCUCCUUGGAGCGACAUUGCUUGAACUCAUUGAACUCUAUCCACCUACGGGUGGACUCCGUCAGCAGACGUCUGAACAGGGUGUUGAAUGAUGUGAGGGAAGUGAAGAAUAUCAUUGGCUUCAAGUAACUCCAUCUUUGUAAAUAUUGUUAAAGUUUAUUAAUUCAGAGUCAUUUAUAGUGCAAGAAUUUUUUACUUAUAAAAGGCAAAAAUUUGA
This is a messenger RNA of Sphaerodactylus townsendi, 847 nucleotides long. RefSeq names its product zinc finger protein 230-like. The coding region runs from base 97 to 759 and encodes 220 amino acids. The record is from RefSeq and is a predicted model, not a curated record. Gene Ontology annotation, biological process: regulation of DNA-templated transcription. NCBI's taxonomy places the organism in Eukaryota, Metazoa, Chordata, Lepidosauria, Squamata, Sphaerodactylidae. The transcript is spliced from 6 exons.